UGCAAAGCAACUGCUGGCAAUAAUACCAACCCUUAGCCAGGACGAGGUUCUGGUUCAGCUCUGAGGGCAGAGAACUGGUGGAGCCAAAGACAAGCUUCCCAGGUCAGAGAAGAUGGAAUCCCGAAGGAAGCCCCAGCUCCUAGUGCACCUGACACUUUUCAGCGUGCUCUUCUCACAAACACUGGCGUGGCCUCUUUUUGAAACACCUUUUCUGAAUGACAGAAUACCAUUUGAAGGAGCAAAUGAACUUGAUCCAGCUUUACUAACACCAGACACUGACAUCUUGCCUAAUGCAUUUGCUGGAAAUGACAGGAAUGCCAGACAUGCUGAGGAAAUUAUAACCAGCGAGUAUAAAAGACUCUUGGGUCAACUUCCUGCCAAAAGACAUGUUGAGUCCUUUAUUGGAAAACGAGAUAGCGAUGACAUCACAGAGAUCAGUGGCACAGCCAUACCUCCACUGAAUGAACAGAUCAUUGACAAAGAAACGCUGAAAUAUUUACUUCAAUAUCUCGGUAUUAGAAUUCUUGAAGAAAAAUGA
This is a messenger RNA of Rhinolophus ferrumequinum (greater horseshoe bat), 538 nucleotides long. RefSeq names its product VIP peptides-like. Bases 113 to 538 code for a protein of 141 amino acids. The record is from RefSeq and is a predicted model, not a curated record. NCBI's taxonomy places the organism in Eukaryota, Metazoa, Chordata, Mammalia, Chiroptera, Rhinolophidae. The transcript is spliced from 6 exons.